Lindgomyces ingoldianus is the source of this 468-nucleotide messenger RNA. RefSeq lists its product as uncharacterized. The coding region runs from base 1 to 468 and encodes 155 amino acids. The record is from RefSeq and is a predicted model, not a curated record. NCBI's taxonomy places the organism in Eukaryota, Fungi, Ascomycota, Dothideomycetes, Pleosporales, Lindgomycetaceae. The transcript is spliced from 3 exons.
AUGGUCGGCACGUCUACGUCCGCGCUCGCGGAAAAUAUCUCCAUCUCGGGAGUCCAUGUGAUCCUCCAGGAGGAGUAUGUCUGCCACCGGGCCUAUCUCGCCAUGUAUGUCUUCACUUCCGCGACCAUGCCACUCCCCGCAGUAGUUGGUAUGCUAUUCAAUCACCGUGCCGUCGGACCUGAUGUCCUUGGCUAUUGCUCCAGUUUGGCUAGUGAUAAUCCCUAUAUACGUGUACCACAGGGUGGCAGCGCACUUGAUGGUAUGGAGAGGGCGAAGUUAUUGCGCAAUUUACAGGUCAGACUUAGUGAUGUGGGUUAUAUUGUGUUUACGGAUGCUGGAAUAGCUGUGAGACUUGUGAAAGAGGGACAAGCUGGAAUCUAUCCUCCAUGUCAGGGCUUCCAACGAGGCGUAGUACUGUACAAUUGGGCGAUUUUGAGGCCUGUACAGAGACGCAAGAUUAAGGUCUAG